AACCCCACUCCAGUCAGUGCAGACAGAAGCAAAUACGAUGGAUACUCCUGUUUUUGUAGAGCUAUUUUUCAAUAAAACCUAAUAAACCAGCACAUUUACUUGUCCCCGUUUGUGGUAGCUAAACUAUAAACUAUUAAAUUACGUUGAGAAACCAAUUAUAUAGUACCAGCAUAAACGAGGAAUACGUCCGUUUUUGGAUUUGUUGUAUGCUCGGGGUGAUGUUCUUUGGAACAAGAUUUUCUUAUUCAGAACAGAACCAUUUCCAUCACCCACAAUAGUUCCGAUAUGACGAAGUAAAAUCGCUUAAAAUAAAAAAUCUUCGUUCUAAAACAUAACUUUCCAAAUUUGCCUAACAAGCUAUUUAUAAAACCAUCUAUUUUCCACCAUGGAGAACAAUACAUUGGAAGCAAAAUAUCGAAAGUUAGCAAGUGAAUACUCAAAGCUCAGAGCCCAAGCUAGUGUAUUAAAAACAGCAGUUAUCGAGGAACAAAACAAGAGUUCCACUUUACGCGAAACUUUACGACAAAAAGAAACAUCUCUGCGCCGAUCGGAGCAUGAAGUAGAUAGCUUGGGUUUUCGAAACAAACAAUUAGAGCGUCGGGUAGCCUCAUUGCAAGAGGACAUUGCCUCUAAAGAGAAUCGCAAGUCCAAUAAGAACCAAAAGACUGAUGCUACCAACAAUGGUAAGAUUAAAUCGAGCUCAUCGUCCAGUAGUGGUUCCGGUCAACAAGAUAUAAGUGGUUCUAGAUUUUCCGAAUACUUCGAUAACACUCAAGAGGUUUUAAUAUUCGAGGAAUUGCAAAAGAAAAUCCUUGAAAAUGCCGAACUUACAUCUUUGAUCGACGACAAAAAUCAGGAACUUCAAAUGCACUCUGAGCGUAUAUUUAAUUUGGAAAAACAGUUAGAAAAACGAACAACAGAAAAUAUGGAAAUAGAAAGACGACUAAGAAAGGAUAUCGAUUCGUUUCAAGCAAGAAUCUCAGAAUUGGAAACUAAACUAGUUGAAGCUGCCAGCAUGAUUGGGAGUGAAGAUGCGCUAAGCGCAUCUGGCAGUGAUAACACCCCACUUCACACAACAACCAAUUCAUCCACAACAAGUGAGGAUCGAAUUGCCUAUUUGGAAAAAGAAGUCUCGCAUUGGCGAACCCAGUACGAGAUCUCGAGAAUUAGCGAUUCCCUGCCACUUGAAAUGUCCCGUCUGGGCAAAGAGAAACAAUACAAUGGACCAUCUCUAGUGUCGGGUAGUUGCUGCAGUACAGCAGCAACUGGAUUGUCUGUGAUUGCAGCUAAUGCUGCUGCUGGAAGUGAUAACAAUAAGGGUGUGCAAAAUGAUAACAACUCACCACAAACAACGUCAACGACAACAAUCAAGGAACAACUUAUUUUCAAUAACUUUUCUAAAAAGUUUGAAGAUCUCCUUAAGACCAAAUGUAUGUCAGAAUCACGCCUAGCAUCAUAUCAAGUAGAAGCUGAUCAUUUGCAUAACUGUCUGGAAAACUCUACUCAAGAACUCAAAGAUAAAGAAACUGAGCUAUUGGUUGCAGGACAAACAAUACAAACACUCGAAGAAGAUUUGGCAACAACUCGUGUCAACUAUGAGGAGCAAAUCAGUGUCCUUACAGAGCAAGUAAUAAGUCUGAGCGAACAGCUGGCUUCGUGUAAAUAAAAUUAAAAAGCUUGUCAUUAUAUUAUUUUUCUUAAAGUAUAAAUAAAUUUAUAAUUUUCCUUUUGAAUUUAA
Molecule: messenger RNA, 1738 nt
Organism: Eupeodes corollae
Lineage: Eukaryota; Metazoa; Arthropoda; Insecta; Diptera; Syrphidae
Product: protein phosphatase 1 regulatory subunit 21
Exons: 6
Coding region: 386-1666 (426 amino acids)
Cellular component (GO): membrane; early endosome
Source: RefSeq, a predicted model, not a curated record